This is a messenger RNA of Andrographis paniculata, 495 nucleotides long. RefSeq lists its product as uncharacterized. NCBI's taxonomy places the organism in Eukaryota, Viridiplantae, Streptophyta, Magnoliopsida, Lamiales, Acanthaceae. The record is from RefSeq and is a predicted model, not a curated record. The transcript has a single exon. Bases 1 to 495 code for a protein of 164 amino acids.
AUGUCCCCAUACAAGCUUGUGUAUGUAAAAGUCUGCCACUUACUUCUGGAACUCGAGCAUCGCGCGUAUUGGGCUAUCAAAUAUUUAAACUUUGAUCUUCUCUCCGCGCAGGAGAAGUGCACCAAAAGAUUGCUCGAUUUGACUGAGUUCCGAUAUCUUGCAUAUGAAAGUGCAAAACUCUAUAAGAAAAUGAUGAAAUUCUAUCACGAUAGGAAGUUGAAGAAGAAAGAAUUUGCUGAGGGAUCCAAGGUUCUGUUAUACGAUACUAGGCUCCACUUGUUCCCAGGGAAGUUGAGAUCACGGUGGACUGGGCCGUAUAUAGUCAGACAAGUGCUGCCAAGUGGAGCCAUAAGAAUAAGUAAUGUGGACAACCCCAAAGAGAGUGAUUCCUUCCUUGUUAAUGGAGCGAGACUGAAACCCUAUAUCAAAGGGCCUAUUUUGAAGCAGGCCAGUGUAGAUAUUAAUCUGGUGGAAGUUCAGAAACUCGUCAUGUGA